This is a messenger RNA of Notolabrus celidotus (New Zealand spotty), 1858 nucleotides long. RefSeq lists its product as uncharacterized. The record is from RefSeq and is a predicted model, not a curated record. Lineage: Eukaryota; Metazoa; Chordata; Actinopteri; Labriformes; Labridae. Gene Ontology annotation, biological process: response to bacterium. The coding region runs from base 15 to 1073 and encodes 352 amino acids. The transcript has 4 exons.
UGAGUUUACUCCACAUGAUAAAGCUUUACAUUGAUUCAUAUGUAUCUGCUGUAAAAGUAGUAUUAACUUGCCUUUGUUUUGUCUGUUUUGUCACCUCAGCUCAAGUUACCGAUCUGUCCUCAUCUGUUCAUCAAGAGAGGAGUUUUGUAUCCGUGAAUGAGGGAGACAGCCUGACUUUGCAGUGCGUCUCUAAAGGUAAUAUGGUGACAAGGUUUUUCUGGUAUAAGCAACCUCUGGGACACAAACCAAGACUUAUGUCGACCUUCAUCACAUCCACUAGAAGCUUUGCUUUUUAUGAUGAAUGGAAGAACAAUUCACGCUUCACACUGGACACUGAAAAUGGAGGAAAUAACUUGGUUAUCUCAGAUUCACGCGUUUCAGACACAGCUACUUACUUCUGUGCAUGUAGCUUUUCAAUCACAUUUGAAUUCUUGGAGGGUUUUUUAGUGAGUGUUAAGAGCUCAGAUUUGACCGUCCCUACCUUCAUCCAUCAGUCAGAGUCUGAGACCAUCCAGCCAGGAGGCUCUGUGACUCUGAGCUGUACCGUCCACACUGGGAGCUGUGAUGGAGAACACAGUGUUUACUGGUUCAAAGACUCUGAGGAGUCUCAACCAGGACUCAUUUACACCAGUGGAGGACAAAAUGAUCAGUGUGAGAGAGAACACAACCAUCAAACCUGCGUCUACAAUCUGCCGGUCAAGAGUGUGAAUCGCUCUCAUGCUGGGACCUACUACUGCGCUGUGGUCUCAUGUGGACACGUUACGUUUGGAAACAGGACCGAGCUGGAAUUAGACCGUGAGGAGGACUCUCUUGUCUCAGUGUACUUCUUGAGUGGCGCUUUGACAUUCACCAUCAUCCUCAUUAUUUUCCUCGCUUUCAUACUGAUGGUCAAUAUGAAGCUAACCAGCUGCCAGUGCAGAGACACGUUGGCCUCUUCGUCACUGAAUGCACAGGCUAACAACAACGAGGACGAUCUCCAUUACGCUGCUGUACGGGUCAGCAAGGCCAGAAGGUCAAGAAGACAUGGAGAUGACACAGAGGCGGAGUGUGUUUACACGAGUGUGAAGCAAUAAAUCUGAAGUUUAACUCUGUGUCUCUGCAGCUGGACAAUUGUCUUUUGAAGUAGUGUUGUCGAUUUUCCCGAUGGUUAAUCAACUCAUUACUUAAAUAAUACGAAGACAGGAUCAACAUGCAGCCUUUGCAGGUUUAUUGAAGAUACAACAGACUGCUCACAUCUCUGAUCAUCCUGGACAGACAGACAGACCCAAACCCAAGAAGCGCCCCAAAUAAAUCCUUUCCUCUGCUUUUAUGGCCUCCCAGCGACGUCACUGUUCUACGUUUAUCCUGAUAGUUACUAUGGCAACCACCUCCUUCAUGGUUGUCUUGCUUAAUACUUGGCUCCCUUCUCGCAUCCUAUCCACAUAUUGUGCAACUGGGACACGUACGCAGUGUCAACUUUCCCAUCAUAUCAUGUUGACCUGAGUACUUACAUGUGAGAAAGUGAACUAGUGAACCCCUUUUAAGGACAAAUACCUGAAACAUCUGGGAGUUUUUUUGGAAACCAUGUAACACCACGUAUAGUGUCAACUUCCCUCUCAGGUCACUUUGACCUGAGUACUUGUUUGUGAGAACGUGAACCAAUGAACCCCUUUAAGGACAAAUAGAGGGAACAUCUGGUUAUUGGGAAACCACGUUCUCCCGCACAUUUCUGGGAUUUUAGAUCAUAAUUCACCACGACAGUAGUAUUUGUAAUUAAGUCUUAUUUUAGGAACUGGAUAUUUUUUAACUGUUUCCAUCAAAUGUUGAAUGUAAGUAUUAACACUGUAAAACAGGUCUGAAUAAAACAAUAUAUUAAGUC